Molecule: messenger RNA, 1032 nt
Organism: Mesocestoides corti
Lineage: Eukaryota; Metazoa; Platyhelminthes; Cestoda; Cyclophyllidea; Mesocestoididae
Source: the annotation of a GenBank genome assembly
AUGUCCCGCAUUUUUAAGUCGAAGUAUAUCCCUGGCGUAAAGUGUGAUCCUGCUAUUGAAAACCGUGGUCGACACGUCUAUCCUAGUCAAGUUUUAAGGGGCGGAUGCAAUCAGUUUAGUAGGAUAAGCCUCGUUGUCUCCCUUGAUCAAACCCUGCGCCAAGUUGCUUGCGCUCUUGAACAACAACUUGGAAUAAGCUUACAACACUGUCAGUUUUACCUUCAAGAUCGUGUACAGCUGAAGGGUGACUGGCCACUUUCUGCCCACUGUGUUCAACUGAAUGGACUCGUCCAAUUGUUGUUGGAAAUAAAGUCAAUGCCCACCCACGGAUCGCCUAAUGGUCUCACGAGACUCAAUGUCGUUGAUAUCCGCCUGCCAAAUGGGGAUAGCAACGAAUUUUUGGAGACCUCUUUUUCAAAUACCAAAUUAAAGCCGAAUGGAUCCCCUUCUCACCCCAGCCAGUCACUCCGUUUGAACCCAGCUCCCCUGGCAUCCUCUGGAGCUAACGGUAUUGAGUCAAACACAAACACCACCAGCUGCGACGCCCCUAGCAAUAUGAGCACUCUGCCUACAAGCCAAGAAUCAAUGUAUGUCUCCCCUAGCGCCGUCUUCGAAGCCUUCUCCAUUGCAAGUCGUGCCGUGUCGGCAGGGGAACGUGUUGUGGCCUCCAAUCCUGUUCAGACUCCCAUCGCUUCCUCUCUUGAGCAAUUCCCUUCUGGUAAUUAUUCCACCUCUCGGGGCACUAGCACUCCCUACCCGUCUACUACCGGCAGCUACCACAAUGCCCAGUAUGGAUCCAAUUACUCUAUGAUGAUGGAACGUCUCGCGGGUGGCAGUGAACUCACCUGUGGAACCGGAGGGAAGUGGACAGUCGAUAAGCAUUAUCGGCGACUGAUGGAGAUGAAUAAUAUUCCCCGUGAUCCCGGCAAGUGGAACGCCACACAAGUAAGUCACUGGCUCCGAGCAAUUUUAUGGCAAGUUAGUUUGCCUUGUAGUGAUUACGGAGUUGUAAGCAUUGGCAUGCCUCGAUGA